Messenger RNA from Pelobates cultripes (western spadefoot toad), 11740 nucleotides. Lineage: Eukaryota; Metazoa; Chordata; Amphibia; Anura; Pelobatidae. The record is from the annotation of a GenBank genome assembly.
AUGGGCAAUGCAGAUAAUCCACAACCAGGGGCCAGAAUGCAAGCCAAUAUAAAAGACACCUUAACGUGGAUACAGGCCACAAUAUCUUCUAUUUUGGCGUCCAUAAACAAUUUAAAUCAAAGGAUGGAGAAGCUGGAAACGUCAACACCAACCACUGUAAGCCCCACAGAUCUCUUACCCACAUUAACCACCGAACAAACCGUCACACAAGGUAAUGUCACCACCACACCAACCACACAGGGUUCAGCUACACAUAGCAUCACACCUGCACACAUGGUCCCUUCCUACAUUAAGAAGGACAUUCUGGAGGGGAAGGAUGUAAACCUAAUGUCUCUACUGAUAGGAAAAAACUGUCCAUACCAGACUUUGUAAUAGCAUUCAGAUUGUACAGAGACAUAAUUUGCUUUAAUUUCCCCCAGCGCAGAGAGGAACUAGACCUGUACAUGCACAAACUGGUAGACCUGAUGAACAAGUACGGUGGCACCACGUUUUACGAUUAUCACAAGUCAUUUUCAGCCAAGGCAGCGGCAACAUUUCCACAGUUCAAUAUCAAGAUAGACUGGAGCCACAUGGAUACUGAAUUGUUAUGUUGCCACUUUGCUGGGUGGGUGCCACCGGCUUGCGCAAUUUGCUCCUCCAACUCUCAUGCUACCAAUUUGUGCUCCAACAGACAUAGUUUACCUACCACUAGCUACACCACCCCUAGCACAAGCACGUUUGAGCAAAGAGGAUUGAAAGACAAAUUAGGGAGACCGAUAGUCUUUUUAGGUAAGGCUAAGAUAUGCAACAACUUCAAAGCAGGGGGUUGUAGUUUUAGUGCCUGCAGGUUGUUGCAUGUCUGCUCCAUCUGUUUUAGAACCAACGCCAAGACUAUAUGCCCUAACCGUCUCUUUCCCAAAAAAUGACUGACGGAGGUACAGGUCGACACACUUUCUUUCUACCUCAACGCUCACCCAUCACGAGAUCUCGUUCAGUUCCUAAUCACGUGUUUCAUGGAAGGGUUCCACACAGGGUUAAUUGCACUACCAAUAGUCACCAUAGAAUGUAACAACUUACAGUCCGCAACAAUAGACCCUACAACAGUAGACACACUCCUAAGCACAGAAGUGGGGAAAGGCUUCAUGAUCGGGCCAUUCCAAAAAGCACCAUUCUCAUGUAGGCGAACCAACCUGAUAGGCAUCGGAACCGGCAAAUACAACAAUAAAAAAUGCUUUAUCAUAGACCUUUUGGCUCCUCAUUCUGUUGUCACUCCAAGCCUAAACUCACUCAUACCUUCAGAGGAAUUUUCCCUGCAGUAUGCCACAGAAGACAAUGCCAUACAGGCAAUAUUGGAGGCGGGGGAGACAGCUUGGUUGGGGGAAACUGACAUAUCCAACACCUUCAAACUACUUCCAAUAUAACCGUCACUGUGGCAUCUGCACGGAAUAAAAUAGAAGGGCCUCAACUAUUUUGCCAAACGACUAACUUCCGGGGCAAAGAGUAGCUCAAAGUUAUUUGACUUAUUCGCAGAAACACUUUGCUGGCUAUUAUUGAACGUCAGUAGCUGUCCAGUCGUAAUUCACUACCUAGAUGACUUUCUGACCAUAGAAAACCCCGAAUCCACACCACUAAGCAUAACAAGUAGCACUCUUUUCAACAUUAGGAGUACCGGUAGCCACGGACAAAACUUUAGGACCCAUCACUAGAUUGUCAUUUCUCGGCAUAUGACUAGACUCAGUCGCCAUGCAGGCAAGUCUUUCCGCAGACAAAGUUCAGAGAAUCAGGACAGAGGUAGAGUUGUCCCUCAGCAGAAGUACAAAGACCUACAAUCCCUCCUAGGCUCUCUGAACUUUGCCAUGAGCAUAAUCCCACAAGGACGCACGUUUAUAUCCAGACUACUCAGUCUGUUACCUAAACUACCAAGCGACCAAAGCAUAGUCACACUGGACGGACAAGCCAGGGCAGAUUUGUCUAUGUGGAGUCAAUUUUUGACUCACUGGAACGGGAUUAAUAUGUUCAUACCACCUUUUACAGGGAAUUCCCCAGUAAUAUGGACAGAUGCAGCAGCCCACUCAGGUUAUGCAGCCAUUUUCGGAAACAAAUGGUUCAGAGACGCAUGGCCAAUAGAGACAGUAACUUUACCAUCAUUUAACAACACUUCUGCCUUUUUCGAGGUUUACCCAAUAGUGGCAGCAGCCCAAGUGUGGGGACACCUUUGGAAAGGACAGGCAGUAAAGUGCUAUACAGAUAACACAGCAGUAUGCAACAUAAUCAACAAGGGCAGGUCCUCAACCCUGAUCAUCAUGAGACUAGUCAGAAGACUUGUGUGAUUGGCAACCACAAAACACUUCCACUUCACUUGCGAACAUAUACCGGGCUACCACAACACAGCAGCUGAUGCCCUCUCUCCUUCUAACCUACAGGUGUUCUACGAAGUACAUCCCACAACCAAGAAAACCCCAUACAGACCACCGCUAUUCCAGGAACUCAUCCUGGACUGACUAUACUCAUGGCGCACGGGAGAAUGCUGGCACAAUCAGCACUCUCAGCAAACACCAGACGCUCGUACAGUCGAGCCUUAAUCAUAUUCAAUAGGUUCAUUACAGAAUACAAGAUCACAAACCUGUUGUCAUUAGAUACUAUGGUGGCGUUUACAUCUUUUUGCCACUUGCAUCUAAAACUAGCACACAAUACGAUAAAGCUAUAUCUUACAGGUAUACAAUACCCUGUCAUAAAUACAUACCCUAGCCACAGUACUUUCAUAUCUUCAAACCCGAUAAAAAACAUCCCAAAAGGUAUUCUACGAUUAGAAGAUCACAAACCCACAAAACGACAACCUAUAGAUGUUAACAAAUUCAGAGCAUUAUCCAACACAUUGGAUACGUUACCAUUCGAAAUCGAAACAAACACCUUAAAAAUCGCUACUUGUCUGGCCUUCUACGGGUUCUUACGACCAAACAAAUUCACCGUAGAAAUACCAGCAAAAUGCUAAAAAUGGCUGACCUAAACAAAAUAGGGGACCACCAUGUCCUGACACUUCGGCAAUCCAAAACGAAUCAAACAGGGCCGCCCAUCGACAUACCCAUAUACCCCACAGACAACAAGUGGUGUCCAGUACAAUUAUUUGACCAGCUUUAUCCAAACUUAAGAGGUGAAGACAAAAACGCCCCCCUACUAAGCCUAUAACAACAUCCAAAUUCACGGUCUACAUACGAACUCUCUUUACAAAAAUAGGGUGCGACCCAUCAGCUUUCACUGGUUAUUAAUUUCGCAUAGGCGCAGCUACAGCCACAUCUAGUCAAUAUAUUCAAUAUAUUCCAGUACACAUCAUUAAAAGACUAGGACGUUGGAAGUCGUCAAUAAACAACCGGUAUAUAGCCCAACCGGUAAAAGAACUCAGACAAGCAUUCAAAGACUUAGCCAAAUAAUAUAAAGCCACAUAUCUGCAUGGGUCUUGUUAACAAUUAAAUACGUACUAAAGUUGCUUUGCUUACACCUUUUUGCCCUCUUUAUUUACAGGCCUGCCUGAACAUAGGUUUCUGCACACCACAACUGAAUUUAGUAAAUAUUAUGGUCAACGCUUACUCGGCCUAUUUCCCUGACCACAAAUGGGAGUCUGGAGUUUUGGGAGGGGACGAUCCGGCCUAUAUAAACAUAAACUUACUUCUAUACCGUGCGAUGUCAUUUGGUCACGCCACCCACUACUCCCCAUAUUCACAAUUCUACCUUGGCGGGCCCUCUUUAUUUACAGGCCUGCCCGAACAUCGGUUUCAGCAUUCCACAACCGAAUCUAGGCCUAUAUCCCUGACCACAACUAUAGUUUAUGUGCGAGGAGGGAUCGAAUAAAUUGAUAUGUUUAGAAUAGCUAAUAUACAUAAGGCACUUUACUAUUUCCUAGUGUUGUCGGUGUAUGACCAUAUUAUAUCUCUAACAAGUCGUUAUAAACCUGUAUAUCUGGUAGUCACUUAGACAUCAGUUAGUCCUUAGUGUGUCCACCUCCUCUCCUUUGCAAGUAAGUCGUCCAGGGACCCCAUAUAUCCUUAUAAUGAGAAUAUUUACUUGUUAAGCAAAAUUUUCCUCCAUAGACCUAACAUAUUCUACUUUCUGCAUCCAAUCUCUCAUGGAUGGCGCUUUGGAUGGUUUCCAGUGUAUAGGGAUUAGCCAGUUAGCUGCUGUGAGCAUAUGUAUAAGUAGUGUAUUCAGAGUCCUAGGCAUUGGGUUUGGAUACAUAAAAAAAUAAUGUUUUGGGUUCUAGUAUGAGUAGGAUAUCUGUGAUUGCCUAAUUAGCUUAAAUAUUUUCUCCCAAAACUUUUGGAUCACAGGACACGCCCACCAUUUGUGAACUACUGUACCCCCUGACAGGACACACCUCCAGCAGCUGUCUGAUGCCGUCGGGGAAAAGGCAUGAAUGCGUGAUGGCGUGUAAUGUCAUCUGGCCACUUACAUGUUUAUUUCUUACAACGAAUUAAAUUUUAUUUAAUCUGGGGGAAAUUUCCCUGAACAUAGAUUAGAGGGUUUAUGUGCUCUAUUGCGUUUGUCUAUGUUUGGAAGAGCAGGGAAUCCCUCUAAUUCCCACGACCGCUCGCACUUACCACCCCGCGAGAGAGCUGGUCGUAAGUGCGAGCCGUCGUAAAACAGGUAGGUCGCAAAACGAGGAUCACCUGUAGUUACUGCUUAAACUGCUUCCACAGACAUUUCUCAAUUUAUGCUUUCUUGUGGUCACAUCCAAAAGGGCACCUAUAAUGGAUGGGUGGAUGCUCAGCCCAAUAGGAAUCUAGUCUUGCUUCCCAAUCUAAACAGAAAAAAACAGGAAUAUAGGGUAUGCCCAGAAUAUGCAUUUCUAAGUAGUGGAGAUACUGUAUAGAAUUAGGGACCCAGUGCUAUAGCGUUUGGAAUACAGGUUUUGGAACACUGUAGUGUUCCUUUAAAAAUUUUUUACAAAAUAAGCUCAAACAUUAGGUAGGUUGAUAAAUUUAAAUGUAGUAAUUAUGCUGGAUGCUGUAUAGGUUUCUCUAGUAUAAUUAUAUAUAUUGCUGCUCAUGCGCACUAGUCUCAUAGUGCUUCAUUGUGGGAAAGCAUUGAAUUGUCAGAGAUCAUCUGUAAUGAUGCUGAUCACAGCCAUGGGAGGAGCGGUAGCCGUGGUAAAACCACUGAGCCAGGAGGCCAAAGGUGAUUACAACUCUAUCAGGGUUACUCACUAGUGAGAAUUCCAAGUGAAUUCCAAAUUUCAGGUCAAAAUAGCAGAACUGGAGGAUUCUGUAAUUCAGCUAUGCUUUCAGUUUAAAAUUGAAAUUCACUUUAAAUUCUCACUUCAGUAAAUAACCCUGUCUAAUUUACUAUUUAAGGGAGGAGCACAGAAAUCUAAAUAGUUAACAUAACAUGCAAAGGUUUACAUAUAAGGCACUACAUGUAUUCCUAACGUUGGUGUUCCUUCAAUUUAUUUUAAGUAUUUGCACAUUUUUUAUGUAAUAUCUAUAUCUUGCAUUAAAAAGGAUAGUUGGUGUGUGGUAGGUAUUCAUACCUGCCUGAACUUAAAUCUCUCAUUAUUGUCUUUUGUGGGAGACAGGUUCUAUCCUGUAUUUGUCAAUGGGUCUGAGAGAUUUUCCCAGCCACUAACACACAUGAUCUUUCUUUGUCUUUCAGGUAUUGCUAGCCCUGAAUGACCUCCGGAAUCCUCUUUCAGUCAUUCUGUUCACUGAAAGGUAUCCUGUGAAGCUUUCACGGGUAUCAGGGGCAUAUAAGAUAAUCUUGGCACCCUAGAACGGCUGGCUAUAAAUGAUCAAGUAAGUGCAAAUUUGGCAUGACACGCAUUUAUAUAUUGUAUGGCUCAGCUCUCCAACAUCCUAUAAGUUUACUAUCAAUUGUUUAAUAUAACUGCAGAUGUGUAAAUAAAAACUUGAAGGGCGAGGCAUAAAAUCCUGCUUUGAUAAAAUGUUGUUUCACAUAACCAAUGUUCCUUUUAAGCAGCUGUUCAAAAAAUCCAACCUCUUGGAUAAAUGGUUACAUAGAUUUACACAUUGCUGCUUGUAGUGCCAUCUGUGGCAUAGGUAGGAAAGGUCUGUGCCAACCAAAGCAAAACUCUGUUAUAACACUGUGUCAUUGUCUUUCGUUGGUAAUCGUGACUGAGGAUGCCAGGAAAUGAUAUAACACACCUGGGCCCCAGUUAUUGUAUCUGGUAUAAAAAAAAGAGAGCAGUGGGAAGUAGAUCUUUAUGCUUAAAGGCAAAUAUCUCUCCCACUCAGCUUUCUCUGGUGCAAUAAGCCAAUGGGGUGAGGAAUUAAAGGGACACUAUGGUUAUCAGAAAAACUACAGCUUAAUGUAGUUGUUCUGGUGUGUAUAGUAUGUCCCUUCAUGUUUUGUAAUGUAAGCACUGUAUUUUCAGAGAAAAAGCCGUGUUUACAUUACUGUCAAGGAACAUAAGUUUGAUGAUCUUAGCCAAGGAGGCGGAGUGAGCUACAGUGAGGCCGGCACUGGAAAAAAGGUGAGUAAAGUCAGCUUUUUAACCCCUUAAGGACCAAACUUCUGGAAUAAAAGGGAAUCAUGACAUGUCACACAUGUCAUGUAUCCUUAAGGAGUUAAAGGCGGAAAGGGAGGCGGACACCUACACAGUGUUUUUAAAACUAUAGUGUCAGGAAUACAUGUUUGUAGUCGUCCUUUAAAACAUACCACCUCUUAUUCACAAAAUACAGAGUAGGAAACAGUACACACACACAAAAAAAUUAAGAUAAAUAUAUAGUUCAGUUAUCAAUUUUACAAGGUUUCUUAAAAUCAUCUGUCUUAGCAAACAAAUAUGAGGAUUCAGUUGGGCUAUAUGGCCAUGUCGUGUUAAGCCCACCACUAUGUCUCAGUACCCCAAUAUAGGUGGGUCCUACACUAACUUUAACGUAGGAGAUGUACUUGCUAAUUGCAAUACUUACUGCUUCUACACACUCUUCUCAAUUAAUGCUUUCCUGUGGUCACCUCCAAAGGGGCUCCUAUAGUGGAUUGGUGGGUGCUUGGCCCAAUAGGAGUCUGGUAUGGAUUCCAAAUUUACACAGAAUAUGAGGGAAUUGAGGGAAUACAUGGAACAUGCAUUUCGUAGUUGUGGGGAACCUUUAUAGAACUAGGAACAUGGUGCUAUAGCGUUAGGAAUACAGGUUUGUAUUCCUUUUAAAAAAACAUGAAGCCCUUACGAUAGGUAGUUUGAUCAAUUUAAAUGUAGUAAUUAUGCUGGAUGCCAUGUAUAAUUGUAUAGACAAAUCUAUAUAUUCUCUAAAAUGUUAUUACAUUUUCUCCUUAGAUUUCAGCUGAUCCAAUUUUCCUGUCUCACAGUCCUCUACAGAGUUUCUUUCAUUUGCGUGACACGUAAGUGCUUAUAUCUGGUCAGGGACCUGUGUAGGAUAUUGUAAAGGAGUGUCAUUUAAGGCAUAACUGGGUGAUCUCUUAUAUGUACAUUUUUUAUAAAGCAUUACAGUUUAUUCCAUCUGGGGUUCAGAGCUAGCAAGGCACUACAUCAGAAUUAGUUGCAGUGACCAUCUAUGUUAUGGUCAGUUUACAAGAGGAAUUAUAGUAUUAAAGAUGAAAUAUAUCACUUAUACUUGAAACCAGGGUUGGCCAAAUGGCAGACACUCGUUUCUUGAAGAACUACAGCUCUAAAUAUUCUUCAGUAGUGCAGCGUUUACCACUGGGCAGAAAAGGCGGCUGCCCUGGGCCCCAUAAUUUACAGGGACCCUCAGCAUCUGCCUCUUGGGCCCCUAGUCAAACAGGGCGUUCACUUAAUGAAACACUCCUUUUUAAGAUCACAACCGUGAUCUGACUACUUCUCAGUAUGAGCCGAGCAUGGGCUCACAACUCUAUUUUUAAUUCACUCAUCUUCACAGUAUUCAGUGAUGCUCAGUGGCCAGAGUCCAAAAAUAAUAAUAAAUAUAUAUAGAAUACAGUUUUCAAUUUAUAAGGCUACUUAAAGUCACCUGUACUAGCAUACAAAUAUAGGGAUUUAGUUACACUAUAUGGCCAAAAUGUGUUAUUCCCAUCACUAUGUCACAUUACCCCAAUAACAGUGGGUCCUACAGUAAUUUUAACAUGGGAGAUGAACAUGCAAAUUGCAAUACUUACUGCUUUAACUGCUUCUAGAGACUCAUCUUGCAACUAUUCUCAAGUUAUGCAUUCCUGUCGUCACCUCCAAAGGCACCUAUAGUGGAUGGGUGGGUGCUUAGCUUAAGAGGAAUCUGGUCUGAAUUCCAAAUCUACGCAGAAAAAAAACAGGAAUUUGGGGUACAUCUGGCGCAUGAAUUUCUAAGUAGUGGGGAUACUGUAUAGAAUUAGGGACCUGGUGCUAUAGUAUAAGGAACACAGGUUUGCAUCUGCAACACUAUAGUGUUCUUUUUUUAAAAAUAUUUUUUUUUUUUUAAGUGAAGCCAAUACAGUAGGUAGUUUGAUACAUUUAAUGUAGUAAUAAUGCUGGAUGCUGUAUAGGCUUCUCUAGUAUAAUUGUAUAGACAAAUCUAUAUAUUCUCUAAACUGUCAUUAAACUUUCUUUUUAGGUUUCCGCAGAUCAUAUUUUCCUAUCUCACAGUCCUCUAUGGAGUUUCUCUCAUUUGCGUCACAAGUAAGUGUUUUUUUUGGCCAGUCACUGUCAUUUAAGGCAUAACUGGGUGAUCUAUUAUAUGUUCAUUGUUUAUAAAGCAUUACAGUUUAUUCCAUCUGGGGUUCAGAGCUAGCAAGGCACUGCAUCAGAAUUAGACACGGUAACCAUCUAUGUUAUGAUCAGUUUACAAGAGGAAAUAUAGUAUUAAAUAUAAAAUAUAUUACUCAUUAUUCAAACAAGGGUUGGCCAAAUGACAGACACUCAUCACUUGAAGAAAUACAGCUUAACAUUUGGCAAAAGAAGCCUGCUGCCCUGGACCCCAUAAUUUACAGGGACUCUCAGCAGCUGACCCUUGGGCCCUUUGUCCAACAGACCCUUAAUGAAAACACUGCUUUCACGAUUUCAACCGUGAUCUGAUUACUUAUCAGUAUGAGCCAAGCACAGGCUUCCAGCUCUAUAUUCAGUUCAAGGAUCUUCACAGUAUUGAGUGAUGCUCAGUGGAUAGAGCCCCUUCCAAUCAGCAGCCAGCAUAAUUUGUUCAGGAUGAGGGGUGUGUUGGGGCUUACUGACUGACUCUUUCCUAAUAGCAUGUCACAGUUUGUAACUCACUCUUCCUCGCUAUCCUUCUCUAGAUAUCUUGACCUGUUCCCCUCUAUCUCUUUUUUACUCUCCUUUAUGUCUUUCAAUAUGCUGUGCUACUAGUUAUUCACAAAAUGGAUAUUAGGGAACAGCACACACACACAAAUAUAUAUAUAUAUAUAUAUAUAUAUAUAUAUAUAUAUAUAUAGUACAAUUUUAAAGUUUACAAGGUUACUUAAAAUCACCUGUCUUUGAACACAAAUAUGGAGUUUCAGUUACAUUAUAUGGCGUUAAUCCCAUCACUAUCUCACAGUACCCCAAUAUCGGUGGGUCCUACACUAAUUUUAACAUGGGAGAUGAACAUGCUCAUUGCAAAUUCUUACUGCUUAAAUUGCUUCUAGAAAGUCUCCUAAAUGUAUGCUUUCAUGUGGUCACCUCCAAAGAGACAUCUAUAGUGGAUGGGUAGGUGCUUAGCCCAAUAGGAAUCUAGUCUAGAUUCCAAACCUAAACAGAAAAAAUGGGAAUUAGGGGCAGAUCGAGAACAUGCAUUUCUAAGUCGCGGGGAUACUGUAUAGAAUCAGGGACACAGUGCUAUUGCAUUAGGAAUACAGGAUUGUAUCCCUAACACUAGAGUGUUCCUUUGAAAAAAAUGAAGCCAAUUUACAGUAGGUAGGUUGAUAAAUUUAAAUGUAGUAAUUAUGCUGGCCACUGUAUAGGUUUCUCUUGUAUAAUUGUAUAGACACAUCUAUAUAUUCUCUAAACUGUUAUUAAACUUCUCUUUAGAUUUACACGGAUCAUAUUUUCCAAUCUCACAGUCGUUUACAAAGUUUCUCUCAUUUGCGUGACAAGUAAGUGCUUAUAGCUGGUCAGGGACCGGUGUACGAUAUUGUAAGGAAGUGUCAUAACUGGAUGGUCUAUUAUAUGUAUAUUUCUCAUAAAACAUUACAGUUUAUUCAAUCUGCGGUUCAGAACUAGCAAAGCACUAAAUCAGAAUUAGACACUGUGACCAUCUAUGCAAUGGCCAGUUUACAAAAAUAUAGUAUUAUAUGAAAUAUAUUAAUCAUAAUUCAAACCAGGGGUGACUAAAUGACAGACACUAAUUUUUUGAAGAACUACAACUCUUAAAGACUCUUUAUCACGACCGUUUUUUACUAGAGGGCAAAAAAGACAGCUGUCCCGACACCCAUAAUUUACAUGGACCCUCAGCAGCUGCCCACUGGGCCCUUAAUGAAAACACUCCUUUCGCGAUCACAACCGUGAUUUGACUACUUAUCAGUAUGAGCCAAGCACAGGCUAACAGCUCUGUUUUCAGUUCACUGAUCAUUACAGUACUCAGUGAUGUUCAGUGGCCAGAGUCCCUUCCAAUCAGCAGCCAGCAAACUUAGUCCAAGAGGAGGGAUUGGUUGGAGUUUACUAAAGGACUCUUUGCUAAUAGCAUGCCACAGUAAGUAACUCACUCUUCCUUGCUCUAUUUCUUAGUCUUUCUAUACAUUUCUUGGCCUGUCCCCCUCUAUCUCUUUUUUAGUCUCCCUGAUUUCUUUCAACAUGCUGUGCUACUAGUUACCAUACCACCCCUUAUUCACAAAAUAGAUAUUAGAGAAAAGCACACACACAGGAAAAAUAAUAAAUAAAUAUUUAAUACAGUUUUGAAUUUUACAAGCUACUUAAAAUCACCUGUCAGCUGUCAUUGCAAACAAAUAUUGGGAUUCAGUUACACCAUGUGGCAGUACCCAAAUAUCAGGUCCUACACUCAUUUUAACAUGAUAAGUGAACAUGCUAAUUGCAAAACUAACUACUUAAACUGCUUCCACAAAUCUCCUCAAUGUAUCCUUUCCUGUGGUCUCCUACAAAAGGGGCACCUAUAGUGGAUGGGUAGGGUGCUCAGCCCGAAUCUGGUCUGGAUUCCAAAUCUACACAGAAAAGAGGGGAACUGGGGGUUCACCCAUAUUAUUAAUUUCUAAGCAGUGGGGAACCUGUAUAGAAUGUGGGACAUGGUGCUAUAGCGUCAGGAAUACAGGUUUGUAUCUCUAACACAAACAUAAAGCUCUUUUGAAAAAAGAUAAAGCCCUACAAUAGGUAGUUUGAUUAAUUUAAAUAUAAUUAUGAUGGAUGCUGUGUAGAUUUCUCUGGUAUAAUUGUAUAGACAAAUCUAUAUAUACUCUAAACUGUUAUUAAACCUUCUCUUUAGGUUUCCGCUGAUCAAAUUCUCCUAUCUCACAGUCCUCCACAGAGUUUCUCUCAUUUGCAUGACAAGUAAGUGCUUGUAUGUGGUCACGGACCGGAGUAGGAUAUUAUAAAUAAGUGUCAGUUAAGGCAUAACUGGGUGAUCUAUUAUAUGUAUAUUUCUUAUAAAGCAUUUUUCCAUCUGAGGUUCAGAACUAGCAAGGCACUACAUCAGAAUUAGAUGCGGUGACCAUCUAUGUUAUAUUCUGAUUACAAGAGGAAAUAUAGUAUAAAAUCAGAAAUGUAUUACUCGUAUUUCAUACCAGGGUUGGCCAAAUGGCAGACACGCUUUUCUUGAAGAUCCACAGCUCUUCAGUGGUUCAGUGGUCAAAAUUCUCCAGUGGUGCAGUUUUUACCUCUGGGCAAAAAAGGCGGCUGUCCUGGGCCCCAUAA